Messenger RNA from Moneuplotes crassus, 643 nucleotides. The record is from the annotation of a GenBank genome assembly. NCBI's taxonomy places the organism in Eukaryota, Ciliophora, Spirotrichea, Euplotida, Euplotidae.
UCCAUUAGAAAACAAACAAUUCAAAAAUGUUUAUAUCUCAGAUUAAAGAAGAAAAGAUGAGGGAGAGAUUUCAAGAAGUAAUUAUUCCAUUAUAGAGAAAAGCAUCUGGAUUAAUUCAAGUGGUUCCAAAGGAGAAAUCAAGAUCCAGUUCCUUGGAGUUACCAUAGUUGCAUUCUGGGUAAGAGAAGUCGGAUUUGCUAAUGUAGGAAUUUUUUGAGUAUCGAUGAAUUCUUCAUCAGUAUUCUUAUUUUUUGGGUUGGAUUGUGAGCUUGAAAUUUGUAGGCAAGUGCCAAGUUUUUUAGAGGUCAUCGGCAACAAACAUUCCAUAUACUCAGGUUCUUGAUUCUGUUUUGUUUUGGUAUUUUACUUCAAACAAAUCAAGAUUUUUACCUCUGAGGCUUGAGUAAUAGAUGUGGUUAGUGAUAAGAUCAAUGUGGUAAGCUUCGUUGUCAUACUUGGGGUCUCUCUAAUUCCACAAUUAUCUGUGAGAUUAUUGUAUUGCACAACUUUUCCAUCAAUAAAAUCAAAAAUAACGUCGAAAGCAGGCUGAGCAUUAUCAAAGGUAAUUUCAAAAUUUUUAACUACCUUAAUGAUUCCUUUCGUGACAAUAUUCUGAAGUAUAGUAUUAUGAAUAUUUCACUAA